CGGGAGGCCGAGAAGGGUGUCGUUGCUUCGGCCGUCGCAUCCGUGAGGGAGUCGUGUUGGCUUGCCCCGGGCCCCCAAGCUCGCCGAUCGCCCCAGACGCUCGUGUGUGCGCUCCCGACCUCGCCAGCCGUUCGCUGCUCGGCCGCCGACCGUGCCUUCUGCAUCAUGUGCGGUAUAUUUGCUUACUUAAACUACCAUGUUCCUCGCACAAGACGAGAAAUCUUGGAAACCUUGAUCAAAGGCCUUCAGAGACUGGAGUACAGAGGAUAUGAUUCUGCUGGUGUGGGAGUUGAUGGAGGCAAUGACAAGGAUUGGGAAGCCAAUGCCUGCAAGAUCCAGCUCAUUAAGAAGAAAGGGAAAGUUAAGGCACUGGAUGAAGAAGUUCACAAACAACAGGAUAUGGAUUUGGAUAUAGAAUUUGAUGUACACCUUGGAAUAGCUCAUACCCGUUGGGCAACACAUGGAGAACCCAAUCCUGUCAAUAGCCAUCCCCAGCGUUCUGAUAAAAAUAAUGAAUUUAUUGUUAUUCACAAUGGAAUUAUCACCAACUACAAAGACUUGAAGAAGUUUUUGGAAAGCAAAGGCUAUGACUUUGAAUCGGAAACAGACACAGAGACCAUUGCCAAGCUUGUUAAGUACAUGUAUGACAAUCGGGAAAGUCAAGACAUCAGUUUUACUACCUUGGUGGAGAGAGUUAUCCAACAAUUGGAAGGUGCUUUCGCACUGGUAUUUAAAAGUGUUCAUUUUCCUGGCCAAGCAGUUGGCACAAGACGAGGUAGCCCUCUUUUGAUUGGUGUACGAAGUGAACAUAAGCUCUCAACUGAUCACAUUCCAAUACUCUACAGAACAGGGAAGGACAAAAAGGGAAGCUGCAAUCUCUCUCGUGUGGACAGCACAACUUGCCUUUUCCCUGUGGAAGAAAAAGCAGUGGAAUAUUACUUUGCUUCUGAUGCGAGUGCUGUAAUAGAACAUACCAAUCGUGUCAUCUUCCUUGAAGACGAUGAUGUUGCAGCGGUGGUAGAUGGCCGUCUUUCUAUCCAUCGAAUUAAACGGACUGCAGGAGAUCAUCCUGGACGAGCUGUGCAGACCCUCCAGAUGGAACUGCAACAGAUCAUGAAGGGCAACUUCAGUUCAUUCAUGCAGAAAGAAAUUUUUGAGCAGCCCGAGUCCGUUGUGAACACGAUGCGAGGAAGAGUCAACUUUGAUGACUAUACUGUGAAUUUGGGCGGUUUGAAAGAUCACAUUAAGGAGAUCCAGAGGUGUCGGCGUUUGAUUCUUAUUGCCUGUGGGACGAGUUACCAUGCUGGUGUAGCAACACGUCAAGUUCUUGAAGAGCUGACUGAGUUGCCUGUCAUGGUGGAGCUUGCCAGUGAUUUCCUGGAUAGAAACACUCCAGUUUUUCGAGAUGAUGUUUGCUUUUUCAUUAGUCAGUCAGGUGAGACAGCAGACACCUUGAUGGGUCUUCGGUAUUGUAAGGAGAGAGGAGCUUUAACUGUGGGGAUCACGAACACCGUGGGCAGUUCCAUAUCAAGGGAGACAGACUGUGGCGUUCACAUUAAUGCUGGGCCCGAGAUUGGUGUGGCCAGCACGAAGGCUUACACCAGCCAAUUUGUAUCCCUUGUCAUGUUUGCCCUCAUGAUGUGCGAUGACAGGAUCUCCAUGCAAGAGAGACGCAAAGAGAUCAUGCUUGGACUGAAGCGACUGCCUGAUUUGAUUAAGGAGGUACUGAGCAUGGAUGAUGAAAUUCAGAAACUGGCAACAGAACUUUAUCACCAGAAGUCAGUCUUGAUAAUGGGACGUGGCUAUCAUUAUGCUACUUGUCUUGAAGGGGCACUGAAAAUCAAAGAAAUCACUUACAUGCACUCUGAAGGCAUCCUUGCUGGUGAAUUGAAACAUGGCCCUCUGGCACUGGUGGACAAGUUGAUGCCAGUUAUCAUGAUCAUCAUGAGAGACCACACUUACGCCAAGUGUCAGAACGCUCUUCAGCAGGUGGUUGCCAGGCAGGGACGCCCAGUGGUGAUUUGUGAUAAGGAAGAUACCGAGACCAUUAAGAACACAAACAGAACAAUCAAGGUGCCCCACUCAGUGGACUGCUUGCAGGGCAUCCUCAGUGUGAUCCCCUUGCAGCUCCUGGCUUUCCACCUUGCUGUGCUGAGAGGCUAUGACGUUGAUUUCCCCCGGAACCUUGCCAAAUCUGUAACUGUAGAAUAAGGAGCAUCUGCAACUCUGGGCGGUUGAGCAACACAAGACACCUUUUGUAUUUAACACCUUGAUUUAAAAUACCACCCUCUGAAGCCUUUUUUAGUAAAUCCUUAUUUAUAUAUCGGUUAUAAUUAUUCCACUCAAUUUGUGAUUUUUGUGAAAUUACCUCAUAUUUUUCCAGUAAUUUGUGGGGGAGUUUAAAUAAUGGAAUUUAUAUUGGAAUUGUUAUCACAAAGAGAUUCAGCUCUCAUUUUCUUCCAAGGAUGCCGGGUGUUGAAUUUCUGGGCCCUGCACUUCAAUCUGGGAAGAUUGUGUGUUUUUAGAAUAAUUGGCCUUUGUUUUUACUGUGCUUCUCUUCAUUCAGCCCAAAGAAAGUAUAGUACAUUUAAUUGGGAUAUCUAAAGACAGAGGCAAUGUAUGUAUGCAAAUGCGUAGACAUUUGAUUAAGGUUUGUUAAGUUUACGAAUUAAGAGAAGAUGCUGUGAUUUGUUUUGAAAUUUGUGUUUUGUUUUUAAAUCACACUUGUAGAACUUAAAACUGAAAGCUUUUCUUAGUAAGUUGGGUUAACCUGAGUGUCUCUGACCUGUUGCUUGUUAUGUGGAGGUCUAGUUAGAGUUAAGGUAGGAAGCUAGAGUAUAGUAGUACAUUGGUUUUCUCCACUCUUAACAGCAAGUAUUUGCACAAUUUUAUAGCAGAAACUUUAAUUUUGAGCUGCUUAGGACAAUUGACAACAUGAUUUUCUGUGUGAAGUUGGGGGACCUCCAGGUGGGGCGUCCUGUUCCUAGUUUUUCCAUCUUCUAAAACUGGUUUUUAUUUCCUUGUAUCUGUAGUUUUUUUUGUUCCUUGUGUUUUUGUUUUUGUUUUUUUAAUGACUUGUUUUUGGAAAUCACCACACAAAGUUGCUGUCAUGUGUCUGAGAUUAAAUCAGUACUGAUAUAUGCAGAGUUCUCUAAUUUUUGUUCUGAGGAAAAAUUGCUUGCAGUGAAUUUUAACUUUUUACUGCCUUGUUACAUAAAACUCAUACCAGCCUGCCAGUUGGAAGUUCUUUGUAGUUUGGAAGAUUUGCAAGGCUUUUGACUAAUCAUUUGAUUGUAAAUGUAUGUGCUGAGCUAGAUUUAGAGAAAGCUGUAUGUUUUACACUGAUGCUAGUGAAGGAUUGCAUCAAAUAUAGAAUUAUUUCCUAGGUAUACUUCUCUACUGUCUGUGUUCCACCCCUGAAAUCUAUUUAGGAAUGAAGAAGAUACAAAUGAAUAAAGUGGUAUCAAGGUGCCUUCAGCUGGUUUAUGUCAGAAACAGAAUUUAACAAUUUAGAUUAAAAUAGAGUAGAAUAUUAGUUUAACACCCAACGUGUUGUGAGUAAUCAUUUCUUUACAGGGCUUUUUGGCCAAAUCUUGGGGGUUAUAGAGCAGUGUGUUUGUGUUUUGGUGAAGUCCUUCUCUUUUUAAAGUUUUUGCCUUUAAAUUGUGAAGGUGAGAUAUUUAGCAUAGUUAUUUAAGUAAAUUCAGGCUUUUUCUUUUUUCUGUGUUUGAAUUUCUUGGUGAGGUUAAGAUUUUCUAAUAGCUAUUGCUGCAAGGGGAGCACAGAAUUCUGCUUGUGUAUUAGGGUUAGAAAAAUACUUAGCAUAUUUUGAGGUACUUUGGAAGGACUGUCCUAGAUGGAGACUAGAAACCUGGUUGUUUUUAAAAAUAAAAUAAUGUUACUAUUUACAUCA
This is a messenger RNA of Neogale vison (American mink), 3913 nucleotides long. It is a transcript of the gene GFPT1, whose product is annotated as glutamine--fructose-6-phosphate transaminase 1. NCBI's taxonomy places the organism in Eukaryota, Metazoa, Chordata, Mammalia, Carnivora, Mustelidae. The record is from RefSeq and is a predicted model, not a curated record. Gene Ontology annotation, molecular function: L-glutamine:D-fructose-6-phosphate transaminase (isomerizing) activity; carbohydrate derivative binding. The transcript is spliced from 19 exons. Gene Ontology annotation, biological process: UDP-N-acetylglucosamine metabolic process; carbohydrate derivative biosynthetic process; protein N-linked glycosylation. Bases 166 to 2211 code for a protein of 681 amino acids.